AUGCGCAACCUCGUCACCCUCUCCACCCUCGCCGGCCUCGCUUCCGCUGGCACCAUCACCGUCGACGUCCACAAGCAACUCGCCGCGGAGCUCUCCGACAUCCUCAAAGUUCACCGACGCUCCGGCGAUCCCAUCGUCGACCUACAAGCCAUCAACAAUGUCACCGGCGGCGGCUAUUAUGCUGACCUGGGCAUCGGUACCCCCCAGCAGGUACUGACCUUUCAUCUCGACACUGGGUCUAGCGACACCUGGGUCAACCUCAAGGGCAAUGACUUUUGCAGAAAUGGUCGUCCAGAGCUUGGUCUUCCUCCCUCUUGCAUGAAGCAGUUCGACCCUACAGCCAGUUCAACCUACCAGACCGCAAUCAGGGGCGGGUUUAAGAUCAGCUACCUCGACGGCAGCACUGCCUCUGGCGACUACUUCAACGACACUGUCACAGUUGGUAACAACUUUACAAUUACACAGCAGCAGCUCGGUCUCGCCAGAACGAGUGGCAGUGCCACCGGCCUCAUGGGUCUAGGCAUGAGCGUCGGUGUCGCCGCCAGGAAGGAGUACCCUACCGUCAUUGACAACCUCGUCUCCCAUGGCGUUAUAGAGACGGCUGCUUUUAGCCUCUACCUCGACUCCAUAACCGAGAGCCACGGCAGCUUCCUCUUCGGUGGCAUCGAUACCAAAAAGUACAUAGGCGACCUCACCACCCUUCCUCUUGUCGCCGACGACAUCCACGGCUCCGAAAACGUUACCUCGUACGCCGUUAACCUCCUAGGGGUUUCCGCCGACGGCAUCACCAUCCCCAGUCUCAAAACCAAGGCCAUCCUCGACACGGGCGCCACUCUCGUCCUGCUUCCCGGACGCAUCGUCAAGCCCAUAUACUCCAAGCUCGGCGUUGUCUCCGUCACUGACGUCGCCACGCCCUUUAUCGACUGCGCCGCUGCCAGCAAGCAGGAUAGCAAGUUCAAGUUCAACUUCCAGUUCAACGGCAAGACCAUUUCCGUUCCUCUCAAGGAAAUGAUCAUCAACUCGUUUGCAGAUCACCAGGAUCUUUUCAAGAGUACAACCUUGAGAAGCCUGUUCAAAAAUAUGGACAAGGUCUGCAUGUUUGGCAUUGCCAGCGCCGACGACUACAAAACCCAGGAGCCCGAUCCGUUCAGCACCGGUGGUAGUUCAGCCAACCAGCCCGAGUACGCUCUUCUCGGUGAUACUUUCCUACGCUCAGCUUAUGUCGUCUAUGAUUUGGAGCGCAAGGAGCUGGCCCUCGCCCAGGCGUACCCCAAAUCCAAUGAAAGCAACGUUGUUGUGCUCAAGGCCAACAGCCCGAUCCCUUCGAUUAAGGGCAUGGACGCUCCUUCCGAGGAAGAAAGUACGAAGAAGGACAGCGCUGCUGGCAUUGCCCGCGCCCCUUCGGCAGCUGCAGCUGCAGCACUGGCGCUUGUCGCCGCUGCUGUCGCCGCUCUGUAA
Molecule: messenger RNA, 1458 nt
Organism: Cordyceps fumosorosea ARSEF 2679
Lineage: Eukaryota; Fungi; Ascomycota; Sordariomycetes; Hypocreales; Cordycipitaceae
Product: candidapepsin-4 precursor
Exons: 3
Coding region: 1-1458 (485 amino acids)
Biological process (GO): proteolysis
Molecular function (GO): aspartic-type endopeptidase activity
Source: RefSeq, a predicted model, not a curated record